Coprinopsis cinerea okayama7#130 is the source of this 2433-nucleotide messenger RNA. RefSeq lists its product as hypothetical. The record is from RefSeq and is a predicted model, not a curated record. NCBI's taxonomy places the organism in Eukaryota, Fungi, Basidiomycota, Agaricomycetes, Agaricales, Psathyrellaceae. The transcript has 3 exons. Bases 1 to 2433 code for a protein of 810 amino acids.
AUGGCUCGACAACCGACCAGGAAAUUGAAAUUCAAGCUCACGUCCAUUCAUAUCGAGUACCUUUCGAGAUUCCAGUCAGAGUGGUAUACUGCUAAAGCCACCCGAUCAACCGCCCAAUUUGUCAGGAAGCGACGCCGACGGAUUGCGUCCAUGAUGGAGGAGACCUCGGGGGAGGGUGCUGAUGCUGCAAUGAAAUCUUCCAUCGAGGACGCUGUCGGGGCUUGGUUCAAAGCAAACUGCAGGCCUAGGGCCAAGGCUGCCAAGAUCGGGACAAAGGCGAGGAGUGGAAGGGAUGUCUUCGCACACCAGGAAUGGAAGGAGGUGGCCAAAAAGAAGAGGGAGCUCAUGGAGGCCGACCAGUUUGAGGGAGAUCGACAUAUCGGAUUCCACCAGAGGGCAGUCACCGAACUUUGGGACCAGCUUCCCGAGGAAGAGAAGGCGAAGUUUAGGAUGGAGGCUGUUGAGUGGGACAAUGUAGCUCCCCCGCCGGAGAUACAGCUCAUUAAUGCGGAGGCUGUGAACCGACGCACGUGGCUAUUUGCUGAAGACAUCUACCGACAGGCGAAUGCGCGCAUGUGGGCAAUGAUAGCCUUCAGAGACAAAGACGGUGUGUUGGUGAAGCAGGUCGUUGAUCACAAUGAUAGGUUGGAUGGAGGUACAAGGUUGGACGAGGAAUUUAAGACAGAAUAUGAGAAGAUGCAGUUCGAGAGGUUGUUCGACCGGUGGAUGCAUGCCUUUUACUCGGGGGAGGAAAGCCGCGGGCCCGCGCAGCCUCCCAAGAAGCCGAGGGACCUUGCGCGGGUGGAGCUCGAGAAGAAUAAGUAUGGAGAACCUAUCCUCCCCGACAUAACCCAAUGUCCGGCGAACGAAGACAGCCAUCGAAGGUGGCUCACCAAAGUGUUUCGUGCAUUCAUCUUUGACAGCUACAGUGUAGCAUCCGGAGGGGUGAAGACCAAUAUCUCUUGGACUCGACUUUUCUCCAACCUUCGACGAUUCGUUGACGACUCGUUUUGGCCUGACCGACUUGCGGUGGACCUGAAGGACCCUUCAGUGAUGCGGUACGACGUCAUGAAAGGAAUCCUAGGCCAUUGGUACCAGCGCCAGCUCGCUGGCGCAGACCCCGUCUUCUCCUUCUCGCAUUAUGAAGAUCCGAAGAACGAUGGCAUUUGGCUGGAGCGAGUGGCCCGCAUAGUGAUGGAAACCGACUCACCCAGGGUGUCCCCGCCACAACGCGAAAAACGAGAGCCGGGGAAAAGCCAAGGGAUGAAGAAGACGUCGACACCUGUUCCCGGGGGGUCCAGACCACCGGUGCCAAUUGCAGGACCGUCCAAGCCACCGGUUGCGCCGACACCUGACUGGAUGGAGUCACCCCUCAAGCGGAUGGGCACCACCAUCGUUGAGGUCGCCGUUUCACCACCCAGGAAGAAGAAGAAGUCCCGCAAACGCGACAGCAAGGAGGAUGAACGAGGGAAUGGAAAGGGGAAGGGAAAGGAGAAGGCAAGGGUCAAUGAUGACUCGAGUGGACAGAGUGAGGGCGAUGAGGAGUCCAGUGGCGAGAGUAUUGGCGACGAAAGGGAAAGGGGAAGGGGGAAGGGGAAGGCAAAGGGACGCAAAGGAUACAGUGCCAAGGAUAAACGGGGGAAGGGAAAGGCGAAGGGAUGUGACGAUGAGUCGAGUGGACAGAGCGACAGUGAUGAAGAAAGCGAAAAGGAUUUGGAAGGUGAAAAGGAUAGGGAGAAGGUGCGGCGAGCCGAGGUUACUCCGGACACCACAUCAGCCACGGAGGACCAAUCGUGUGGUGAGGGACCGUCAAAUACCCACGCAAAGUCUAAGAAGGCCAAAGGAAAAGGGCGGGCCGCCAUCAGCGACGACGAAAGAGGAAAUGCUUCCGAUACCAGCAGAACGCCGAAGGGGAGGGUUAAGGCCGCCGUCACGACAAGGUCAAGGUUGAAGGCAAAUGAAGACUCGUCCGCCGCGGAUGAGCCGCCGGAGACCCAGGUAAAAUCGACAAAGAAAGGGAAACAGAAAGCCGCCGGGAAUGAAGGUGAAGGUCAGUCAAAUUCCAGGAAGUACAACCGGAAGGGGAAGGGUAAGGCUGCUGUCAGCCAGGUGGACACCGACGUCGCAACCUCGAGGGACAAUUCGAACUCAAAACCCCCGACCCAUGUAUCCAAGGAACCCCCCCCAAGCACCGACGACUCACGCGAGCCAGAUGAGGAGUCCAGCGACAGAGAGGAAGGGCGACCAGCUCCAAAGAGGAAUAUGCCCACCCUCUCUGUUGGUCUUACCACAAGAGCGAUGGCAAAGUCCUCCGCAAUUCAGACACGGUCGAAGGCAAAGUCGAAGGGCGUCAAGCCGAAGCCCGUGGGCGUAAAGAAUCAGGGUGAUAUUUUUGACUUGAAAGAUCGGAGGCGAAGACGCAAGAACGAUUAA